CCCUCGUCAAUAACCACGGCAGAAGCAAAAUGAAAGAAAGGGUCCUGGUACAUAGUCCGACCAGCGUGCGAUGUUUUCGAGACUCAAAGAAAAGACAAGAAGUCAAAGAAGAUCAGACAGAACCAGAGUCUCAAGAUCCCGAGGCUUGUGUAUGGCAGAGCGGACGGGAUGCCCAAUUCUCCUUAGUCUAUGGUCCGAAAAAAUUACAAAAAAGAAACGAACAUACAACAGUAGGUAUUCGCUGGUGGUCACCCACCCAACUACUAAUCUACCGAUCUGAGGCUUAUGUAUGGCAGAGCGGACGGGAUGCCCAGUUCUCCUCAGUCUGUGGUCGUAUGUGACUACUAUUCUUUCAUUUGGUCUCAUAUACCAACAAGUAAAACCCAGGCAUUGCAAAACUGCGGUGGGAAGUUCAACCAGAUAUAUCUUGUUCAUACACUCUCUGCUUACUGCUCCUGCAAGUCUAAGGAGAGAGGUUGUUGUCAUAAAGUUGCUCAUAAAUGAUCCAUAAAAAGUGCUUUCUGCAUCCAAGUCCUACAAAUACACGCUCGGUAAGAUUGCAAUGCUACCGUUGUUCAAACCA
Amorphotheca resinae ATCC 22711 is the source of this 583-nucleotide messenger RNA. RefSeq lists its product as hypothetical. Bases 30 to 341 code for a protein of 103 amino acids. Lineage: Eukaryota; Fungi; Ascomycota; Leotiomycetes; Helotiales; Amorphothecaceae. The transcript has 5 exons. The record is from RefSeq and is a predicted model, not a curated record.